CACUAAUGGUAUCCAUCCGAGACUAGCCUCGCAUAAAGAUCCUUGGCCCUCGCACCAUGAUCGAUACCUUGACCAUCCUUUCCCAGAAUCCUUGGCCUCUAUCCGUCCCCUUUGGCGAAACAUCAUGUCGAAUAUAUCCAUAUUCUGGACCCGACUUGUUAUUUGGAUCGGAAGGGACCCUACUCCGCUUUCCAGGAUCUACCAGUACCUCUCGUGGUCGCAAGACCGUCCCCUCGACAUCUACGUGCUGCGAAGGUUUGACCCGUCUGUGCAGGAUCCUAACGAGAAGGCUCGGAUCAACGCCAUAUUCGAGCUGCUCCUGCCACACAUGAAGCGAUGGAGGAUCUUACACAUGCAGCUUCUUCGCUCCAGUUCGCUCCCCCUCCCUCGCGUCGAUCUUUUGGGACGCGCAGACAAGCUGGUCAGGCUCGUACUUCGGUUCAUAUUCGACGAUCUCAUCGACAGCACCGGAUCGACCUCG
Molecule: messenger RNA, 481 nt
Organism: Fomitopsis serialis
Lineage: Eukaryota; Fungi; Basidiomycota; Agaricomycetes; Polyporales; Fomitopsidaceae
Exons: 1
Source: RefSeq, a predicted model, not a curated record